Messenger RNA from Tribolium madens (black flour beetle), 1298 nucleotides. Its product is annotated as peroxiredoxin-5, mitochondrial. Gene Ontology annotation, cellular component: cytoplasm; mitochondrion; peroxisome. Lineage: Eukaryota; Metazoa; Arthropoda; Insecta; Coleoptera; Tenebrionidae. Gene Ontology annotation, biological process: cell redox homeostasis; cellular response to oxidative stress; hydrogen peroxide catabolic process. The transcript has 3 exons. The record is from RefSeq and is a predicted model, not a curated record. Bases 68 to 631 code for a protein of 187 amino acids. Gene Ontology annotation, molecular function: thioredoxin peroxidase activity.
AACACCAAGGUCAUAUCUGUCUCUGUCUUAUUCGUUUUCUAAAUAAUUAAGCCGGUGUGCAUAUAAAAUGAAUGUUUGUCAACUAACAUCGAGCAGAAUCAUUUGCAGUUCAUUGAGUCAGUUUAUUAAGAGAACACUGAGAACAACAGCAGCACUCAACAUGCCUGCAAAGGUCGGAGACUCCCUCCCCAACGUGGACCUCUUUGAAGACCUCCCAACCAACAAAGUCAACUUAGCCCAACAGGCAGCUGGUAAAAAAAUAAUCGUUUUUGCAGUCCCUGGUGCUUUUACUCCAGGUUGUUCGAAAACUCACCUACCCGGUUAUGUACAAAAAGCUGACGAGUUGAAGAGUCAAGGGGUCAGCGAGAUAUUCUGCGUUUCUGUAAACGACCCAUUUGUUAUGGCAGCUUGGGCCAAGGACCAAAAAACAACCGGAAAGAUUCGACUUUUGGCUGACCCUUCAGCUGCUUUUACUAAAGCUCUAGAUUUGACUGUUGAUAUUGCCCCUCUUGGGGGAACUAGGAGCAAGAGGUACUCCAUGGUGGUUGACAACGGGAAAAUUACGUCGCUUCAGGUUGAGCCUGACGGGACUGGGCUGACCUGCUCUUUAGCUAACGCCAUCAAGUUGUAAAAUAACAUUCAAGAGUAAUUUCUGUUUGUAAUGUUGCAUGAUUUUAUUUUAUGGAUAGGGACUUUGCAUAACUUUUUUAAGAAAUGAUAUUUUUUCAUAGAAAUGAUAUUUCUGUUAAGUGCAAAAGUUCACUUGGUUCCUACUUUAAAAAAUUAAAAAUUGUUAGUGUAAGCAAUAAUUUCAAGGCUCGUCACAAUGACCAAAUAAUAUUCACUGGAUAUUUUAUAAAUAGGUUUAUUAAUUAUAUAGUACUAGUAAUAUAAUUAUCAUAAACCGUUAUAAGAAACUAUUGAGCAAUUAUUUCUUCCUUCUAUGUAUUAAGUUCCUAAAAAAUAAUUUUAUAAAAUUGAGUGCAAGGAAAAUUUUCUUGCAAUUCAUUUGUUAAGUAUCGAUAAGUUUUAAUUAUGCAAAUCGUAUUGAUUGGUUCUGCAAUUUCUACAACUGACUGACCUCAGUUUAAACCAUGAUACGAAUAUUACUAAAUAAAUAAUUAAGAAAGAUUCUCUUGUAUUUAACAGGAAUAUUAAAUUCAGUAGAAUAUUGAUUAAAUAAGUAAUGCUGAAUUAUUUAACCAUCCAAAUGCGGAUCUUUGUCAUUUAUAUUACAACAGUUAUUACAUAUUCAAUAAAUUAUUUAAAAUACAAAUAAUAUAAACACGUCGCACAAU